GCUGGAGGCUGACAUGGAGGUGGAGUUCCUGGAGACGGCGUGUGCCUGCAAGGCCGUCAUCUGCUGCCGCGUCACGCCCUUGCAGAAAGCCCAGGUGGUGGAGUUGGUGAAGAAGUACAAGAAAGCUGUGACGCUGGCCAUCGGGGAUGGGGCCAACGAUGUCAGCAUGAUCAAGACCGCCCACAUCGGGGUGGGCAUCAGUGGGCAGGAGGGCAUCCAGGCGGUGCUGGCCUCCGACUACUCCUUCUCACAGUUCAAGUUCCUGCAGCGCCUGCUCCUGGUGCACGGGCGCUGGUCCUACCUCCGCAUGUGCAAGUUCCUCUGCUAUUUCUUCUACAAGAACUUCGCCUUCACCAUGGUCCACUUCUGGUUUGGCUUCUUCUGCGGCUUCUCGGCGCAGACCGUGUACGAUCAGUACUUCAUCACGCUCUACAACAUUGUCUACACGUCGCUGCCUGUGCUCGCCAUGGGCGUCUUUGACCAGGACGUGCCAGAGCAGCGGAGCAUGGAGUACCCCAAACUCUACGAGCCCGGGCAGUUGAACCUGCUCUUCAACAAGCGGGAGUUCUUCAUCUGCAUCGCCCAGGGCAUCUACACCUCUGUCUUCAUGUUCUUCAUCCCCUACGGCGUUUUCGCCGACGCCACCCGUAAUGCACAGAACACGCUGGCCCAGCCCACGGUCUGGCUGACCAUCGCCCUCACCACCGUGGUCUGCAUCAUGCCUGUCGUGGCCUUUCGCUUCCUCAAGCUGGACCUGAAACCCGAACUCUCGGACACG
Molecule: messenger RNA, 778 nt
Organism: Balearica regulorum gibbericeps (East African grey crowned-crane)
Lineage: Eukaryota; Metazoa; Chordata; Aves; Gruiformes; Gruidae
Source: RefSeq, a predicted model, not a curated record